This is a messenger RNA of Cynara cardunculus var. scolymus (artichoke), 1609 nucleotides long. Its product is annotated as serine/threonine-protein kinase PCRK1-like. Gene Ontology annotation, biological process: protein phosphorylation. The record is from RefSeq and is a predicted model, not a curated record. Bases 194 to 1519 code for a protein of 441 amino acids. The transcript has 5 exons. NCBI's taxonomy places the organism in Eukaryota, Viridiplantae, Streptophyta, Magnoliopsida, Asterales, Asteraceae. Gene Ontology annotation, molecular function: protein kinase activity; ATP binding.
CUGUCCUUGUAAUCACUUUAUCAAUCCCCCUUUCUUCUCCUUAGCAUCUGGGUUCUUUUAAAUCUCCCUCAAUUAGGGUUUUUGGAGCCUCAUAGUUCUUGAUUUCCCCCAAAAUAUUCAGCGAAGGUUGCGUAAGUGACGAAGGAGAGUUCUUAAUUUGUCUGUGAUCAUGGCUACUAAAUCUUGCUGAACCAUGAAGGCUAUGAAGUGUUUCUCCUUCUCCCAUGGAGACAAAAAUGGCGAACCAAAGAGUACAAAGUCAACUUCGGUUCGCUCCCCCAUCUCCAUGUGGAAUGGUCAAGAGGGGAGGAGAUCAGGCUCCGAGUUUAUGUCAAUGGAUAUCUCUGAUAUUAGCACCGAAUCAUCCACAAGGAUUUCGUUCACAAGUUUGACUCAAAACCCAAGUGGUAGGAGUAACAACAAUCUCCGGGAAUUUGCAUUCGCUGAGCUGAAAGCAGCCACGAGGAACUUUAGCCGGGCCCUCAUGAUCGGUGAAGGCGGUUUUGGAGGCGUGUAUCGGGCUGUAAUAAGAGAUACGGAUGAUUCGAGUAAGAAGAUUGAUGUUGCUGUCAAACAACUUAGCAGAAGGGGAUUGCAGGGUCACAAAGAAUGGGUCACGGAGGUGAACGUUUUGGGGUUCGUUGACCAUCCGAACCUGGUCAAACUUGUGGGGUAUUGUGCUGUGGAUGAUGAAAGAGGAAUCCAACGUCUUCUUGUGUACGAGUAUAUGCCAAAUAGGAGCGUUCAAGAUCAUUUGUGUAACAGGUUUCGGACGCCUCUUCCGUGGUCUACUAGACUCAAAAUUGCGCAGGAUGCUGCACGUGGCUUAGCUUAUCUUCACGAAGGCAUGGAAUUUCAGAUAAUUUUCCGAGAUUUCAAAUCUUCAAACAUUCUUUUGGAUGGGAAUUGGAAUGCGAAGCUAUCAGAUUUCGGGUUGGCUCGGCUUGGCCCGUCAGACGAGCUAAGCCAUGUGUCGACAGCAGUAGUUGGAACCGUUGGAUACGCAGCUCCAGAAUAUGUCCAAACAGGACGCCUAACGUAUAAAAGUGACGUAUGGAGCUAUGGGAUCUUUUUGUACGAACUAAUCACCGGUCGACGGCCGAUGGACCGUAAUAAGCCAAAAAACGAGCAGAAGCUCUUGGAAUGGGUUAGACCACACCUUUCACGUGACCUGCGAAAAUUCGAACAUAUUCUAGACCCUCGGCUCGCAGGGAAUUACUCGCUCAAGUCGGCGCAAAAACUAGCAGCCGUGGCUAACAAAUGCUUGCUUAGACAACCAAGAAUGCGGCCAAAGAUGAGCGAAGUGUUGGAGGUCGUGAACAAGAUUGUGGAAGACGCAAGCGUCGAGAGCCUCGAGGAAUCAUCACCGUGUUUCGAGAGCGUAUCAAGACCAAAAUAUGGUGUUUGUGAGAAGUCAAUAAGAUCGGGGUUGAAGAGAAGGCUUGUAGAUCCUAUAGUUGGAGAGAACAAAUGGUUGAUUUGUCUGAUUGGCAGUCCUAAAGUUAUGAGCACACGUUAAAUUAAAGUAUUACUUGUGGGUUUACUGCAUAACUUGUGCAGUACGUAAAUAAAUGAUGUCUUAAUACAUGUAUUUUGAAUAGUUAUUUUU